This is a messenger RNA of Syngnathus typhle (broad-nosed pipefish), 1836 nucleotides long. RefSeq names its product vasopressin V2 receptor-like. Gene Ontology annotation, biological process: G protein-coupled receptor signaling pathway; regulation of systemic arterial blood pressure by vasopressin; positive regulation of vasoconstriction. The record is from RefSeq and is a predicted model, not a curated record. Bases 154 to 1305 code for a protein of 383 amino acids. Lineage: Eukaryota; Metazoa; Chordata; Actinopteri; Syngnathiformes; Syngnathidae. Gene Ontology annotation, cellular component: membrane. The transcript has 2 exons. Gene Ontology annotation, molecular function: vasopressin receptor activity; peptide binding.
UCCUCCCCCCUCCUCCCGCAGAGACGAGAGAAAAUGUGAAAGUGUUGUUCUCUUCCAUCACUACCGUUUAAGAUGUGCAACACUUGGAUUUGAGCAGAAAUAAUCCAAUUGACAUCUAGGGUGCUUGUCGCCUCUCAUCACUGUGAUGCCACGAUGGAUUGGCUGAGCGACAACCUCACCGAGCUCCCUCCGGAGAAGCUGCAGCCUGACGAAAACGAGCCCCGGGACGAGCGCUUGGCUCGAGUGGAAGUCGCGCUCCUCUCCGUCAUCUUCAUCACAGCCGGAGCUCUCAACUCGGGACUCUUGCUGGUGUUAUGGAAGACAAGGAAGGAGCUUUCCAGGAUGCGCGUGUUUGUCUUCCACCUGUGCGUCGCCGACUUGGUGGUUGUCUUUUUCCAAGUUUGCCCGCAGCUCAUCUGGGACAUUACUGACCGCUUUGUGGGGCCAGACGUGCUGUGUCGCGCAGUGAAGUACCUGCAGGUUGUCGGUAUGUUUGCCUCCACUUACAUGAUCGUGGCAAUGACGGUGGACCGGUAUCGAGCAAUCUGCCAUCCCAUGGUCACCUUUCGGAGGCAGCGUGCACGCUGGAACGGGAUCGUAAGCGCCGCCUGGUGCGUCUCCUUUCUUGGCGGCAUCCCACAGCUUUUCAUUUUCUCCCGCCUCGAAGUGGCUCCGGGCGUGUAUGACUGCUGGGCCAUAUUUGUCACUCCGUGGGGCUUGAGGGCAUACGUGACGUGGACCACUUUGGUCAUCUUCGUCUUGCCCAUUCUCUCCGUGAUUGUGUGCCAAGUGCGCGUUUGUCACGCCGUGUACUCUUCCAACCUUCGCCUCAAGUCGCAGUACGUUCUGGAAGAGGACGUAAGCAAUGUGGUGAUAUCUGCCGGGGCUGGGUUGUCCAAGGCAAGGACCAAAACUGUGAAAAUGACCUUGGUCAUUGUGCUCACCUACAUCAUCUGCUGGACGCCUUUCUUCACCGUGCAACUGUGGUCUGUGUGGGACCAAGAGGCGCCCAUGGAAAAUCCAACCUUCACCAUCUUGAUGCUCCUAGCCAGUCUUAAUAGCUGCGCCAACCCUUGCAUCUACAUGCUGUUCAGUGCCAAGUUUCCCAAGAGGUUGACGGGCCUGUUUUCCAGAGGCCACGAAUCUCAUCGGCGUGCAACAACGCAGGAAGAACCAAUCAUGGUCAGUUCCCUUUUCAUCAAUCUCAAGAACCUGACAGAUUCCAAACCUUUAUCCGCCUCACCCACCUUUCUAGCAGAACAACAGUCUAAACUCUGCAAUAGGCAAUCUUUAAAUGAAGGUUAAAAAAAAAAAAAAAAAAAAAACUUAAUUUCAUUUUUUAUUUUUUUUGUAGUGCUGCAUUACACUGUGAAUAAGUCAUAGUUUGGCCCUCUAUUGUAGCUGUUUAGAAACAAUUCAAAUCUUAUUAAAUCUGUUUUGCAGAAUCAUGAACAUACUGUAGAUGUGUUCAUUCAUGCAGCAGAACUCAAUGUUGUAAGUAAUAAUAAUACGUUUUAUUUAUAAGGCCGCCUUUCAAGGCACUCAAGGUCAAAUGUAGCAUUCUUGUAAGUCCAACUGACACAGAGGGAGAUGGUGAUGAUCGCAGGUCCUCAGGAAGCUGCAGGAAUAUUAAUCAGUUUUCUAAGGGUUUUUUUUUGGGAGGGGGGAGCUUUUAAUUGAACUGUCACCCACAUGCAGCGUAUUGUACAAUAUACUGUAAGCGUUCAUAUUUGAUUGUACACUUCUAUAGCCUCUGUGUGUACGACUUAAGUUCAUAGCAAUGUUCCGAUUUGUGAUGUUGUGAACGUGCGCCAAUAAAUUAAGAUGAACACAAAA